AUGGUCGACCGAGGCGGGGGGGAAGGAGUGGAACGCCCUAAUCAGGGCGGGCGGGGCUGGAAUAUGCGUCGGAAGGGCGAAAACGGUGCUCGGCAGGGGACGCAGACGGAGGUGAGGACAGAUGAUCGGGGGUGCGGAAGGGGUCGGCAUCCGGGCGGCAGUCCCGGUAGACACGUGGGCGGGGGGCGAUUGGCAGGGGGAGGCCCGAUGGGAUGGACCACUCCGCCCGAGGAGGACAUGCAGCCGGAGACGGAGUGUUUUCCGGGAGAGGGGUUGAGCCCGACCUGGACCGAGGAUGGCGUAGCCCUCGCCGCGUUCUGCGACCACCGCACCUUACACAUUUGCAUCUGCAUCUGCAUCCGCACCGCACCGCACCGCACCUUCCAGUCUCCCGGCUCGCGAAGCUGUCAGGAUCUCGACUGGGUGAUCUCCCUCGAAGCAUUCGCAACACACCAGGGCAGCCCAGAGACCCGCCGCCGCAUCUUCCAUUUGCAGCUUCCCUUUCUCGUCUUCUCCAUUGUUGCUAUUUGCUUGCCCGUCAUGUCCUUCAUCCUCACUAGACCCCCGUCCCCACGCGCGGACAUGCACCACCCCCACCCAGACGAGGACUCCCUCGUCGCCGCCCUCAACUCCGCCUUUCACUCCUUCGCCCCCUCCGCCGCACAUACCCCACACCACGACCACGAUAUGCACAGGGAGAAGCAGGACCGCGGUGUCCCCUACCUCGACAUCCUCGUCGCCUCCGAUACCCUUGUCCUCCGCGGUACCGGCGUCGACGUCGACGCUGCCCUCCUCUCCGGCAACGUCGUCCUCUACCUCACGGAGCCCACAGACAUCAAGGAAAUUACUCUCCAGUUCAGGGGCAAGGCCCGCCUCCCUGUUUCCGCCUCGGAACCUUUAUCCUUGAGCUCCUCGCAGCUCACCUACCUGGUCUGCAAUCAUGAAUGGUCUUUCCUUGAGGGUACCCGCACGCAUUCGCACACUCUCAAGGCCGGCCGCCAUCUCUUCCCCUUUCAGCUCCAGAUCGGCGGUUCCCUUCCCUCAUCUAUCACCACCUCCGCCCUUGGUGGCGCCUCCGUUCAGUACAAGCUCCGCGCAACUGCUGCCCGCGGGCUCGCUCACCGUGACCUCGCCACCGUCUGUCCCGUGACCAUCCUCCGUGGUUUCGGUCCCGAGGCACUCGAGUACCAACAGACCCUCGAGAUUGAGAAUACUUGGCCCGAAAAGCUCAUGUAUAGCAUCAUGAUCCCACAUAAGGCGUGGGCCGCCGGCGAGAAGGUUACUGCGGUAGUGAAGUUCUCCCCUUUAGUGAAGGGGGCGCGCGUGCUCAAUGUUACGACGACCGUAAAUGAGACGAUCAAGCUUUACGCGCGUGGCGGUACGCAGGAAAGCACGCGUGUGAUCUCGAGUACGCGUCAUGACAUUGUCGACGGCCUCGCGGUGUGUGUCGACGAGCAACACCACCGGUAUCGCAUACCUCUCCUGCACCACUCGCACACAACCCACACAACACAUCCACCACGGCACAACGCGUCAACGCCCGCGAGUCCCGCAACCGCGAACGGGCACGCGCAUCACAGUCCUGCGAAUGGAUCGACCGGCUACUUCCCCGCCGUCACGUCACAUCCACCGUCACCCGUCCACCACGCGUCCGAAUUGGUGCCCCUCACGACUACUACGACAAAUUCCUCCCAAUCGUCUGGCGUCGGCACGCGCCCAUCCACGACAAGCUCCAAUGUUGCGCCUCAAUCACGACCAUCGACGAGCAGCAACGAGAGCUUGCCUGUCAACCCGUUCCCCCUACCACCACCUCCGUUAGAUCCAACAGAGGCUGAAAUGAUUGAGCCGUCGGUAGACGUUGUCACCACGCUCAAUAUUAGUGUGCCCAUGCAUGCGACGCCAAGUCACUCACUAGAGCCUAUUCAAGUAUCACACCGCAUCCGCUGGUCCAUCCUCAUCAGCAACUCGGACGGACACACCUCCGAGCUUCGUUGCUCGCUUCCUCUGCACGUCCUUGACAACCGUCUUUACGAUGAAGCACGGGCGGCGACGUUGCAUACACGGCGUAUCCUCCUCGGCCCGCAGGACAUCGACGGAGGCCAGGCUGUCGGCACACACGGUGAGGACCCCGAGGAAGACAACGAUCUGCCUUCGUAUCCCGCGCAUGUACGCGAUCGCGUUGCCAAUGCGUACCUCCCCGAUGCCGCCACCCUACGCGUCGUCAACCCCUGGGUCAUGCAGGGUGUCUCCCCCACGCUCCAUCCCCCGCACUCAGAGGGCUCCUCCGGCUUGCAGAGUCCCGCCACGUUCGAGACGUGGCAGAUCUCGCACACCGCUAACGGCAACAACAACAACAGCGCCGUGCCGCGGCACCACCUUCCGCACGAGCCCGCGCCCGGCGCUGCCCCCCUCGACUGGGUCAACACUGAGCUGCUGCUCAGCCUGAGCCGCGAGGCGCCUGAGAUGCCUGUCCAGGCGCCCGUUCCGCCGCCGCGUGUCACGCCCCCGAGCCGCACGCCACCCGAGUCAAUGCAGACCAGCCGCCACGGCUCGCGCUUCCCCAGUCAUCGGCCUAGUCGUGCGAAUAGCCGUUCAGGCAGUCGUGCGGGAAGCCGUGCGGGAAGUCGCGCGGGGAGCCCCGAGCGCGGAUCGCCGACGGCGGGCAUGCCGGGCGCGCGGGACGAGACCUAUGUACACAGCCACAGCACCGCGAGCCGGAACAUGCACUCGCUGUUUAGCAUCGCGAUGAAGCCGUUCACGAGUCUGGGCAGCACGUUCUCGCUUGCCUCGCGCAGCCCGAGCCAUACGAACCUGCACCAGCACGGGCACUCGAACUCCCUUCACGGCGGGUUCGCACACGGGCCCUCGAACCUGCAUUCGCAAGUGCACACCGGGGUGCACACACCUGCCUUGCCGUCCGCGAGCGCGUCGUCUGUGAACCUCGCGAGCCUCGGUACGCCGCAGCCGAUGACGAGCCCGGAGCAGCUGCACUAUGCGUUCACGGAGGUGCCGGACUACAGCAUGGCGAGCCGCGGGUUCCUUGGCGGGGGCAUCACGCCGCUGUCGAGCCUGCGCGGGCUGCCGAGCUACGAGGACGCGGCGGCGAUGCGGGGCGCGGAGCGCGGCCUCUCGCCCGGCGAGCGCAGCUUCAGCGAUACGGACCUCGCGGGCAUGUUUGCGUCUGCGCAGCGCGCGCGGCGGCAGCAGCAGCGCACGCAGACGCAUCCGUCGCGGACUACCGCCAGCACACCGCCACCGCCACCGCCACCACCGCCAGCAGCCUCUGUUGUCCAAUCAUAGCGCCGAUCUCUAGCGUUCUCGUCCGUUUUCCCUCUGACGUCUGAUAUCUCCUUGCUCUGUGACAGGUGUGCAGCAUAUACGGUUUUUUCUCUCUCCUCUCCACUCAUGACGAAAAUCGAGACGUCCUAGCUCUGCUUCCUCCUCCAUCACCGGCAUCCUUCCUGAUUGUCCCCAAUGUCCUUCUCUCAUCGAUGUAUAAGUACAGUACAGCUGCUCACGACAUAGACUCGUUCGUUCGUUGAUACGUUAGACGACUGCAUAACUUAAGCGCGACGCCAGGACCUUCAUUACUAGUAUUAUUAGCACAGGCCUCGUCCACCAUAUCCCCAUAGACACCCCCUCUCUGCGCUGUAAUGGUAUGCCGAUGCGUUUUUCGAGCUCGCAUGAUGCUCUUACACU
Postia placenta MAD-698-R-SB12 is the source of this 3699-nucleotide messenger RNA. RefSeq lists its product as hypothetical. The transcript has 4 exons. Lineage: Eukaryota; Fungi; Basidiomycota; Agaricomycetes; Polyporales; Adustoporiaceae. Gene Ontology annotation, molecular function: ubiquitin protein ligase binding; protein-macromolecule adaptor activity. Gene Ontology annotation, cellular component: cytoplasm; cytosol; plasma membrane. Bases 1 to 3300 code for a protein of 1099 amino acids. The record is from RefSeq and is a predicted model, not a curated record. Gene Ontology annotation, biological process: ubiquitin-dependent endocytosis.